AUGACUACAACCUACGAGUUUAUUGGAGGCGGCGGGUUUGGCCACGUUCGACUGCAACACCAUCAACAUCCUCCACUCGCGGAGAAAUUGAUCCCGAAAACGCGGAACAAGUCGUGCAUGCGAACAGCGGUGGAAAGGGAAUGCCGAGCUCUGGAACGCCUCAGACACCCAAAUAUUGUCGGUUAUUAUGGUUUUUACGAAGAAGUCAACUUUUUUGUCAUCAAGAUGGAACUCUGCAAGAGGGGCGGUUUGAAUCAGGUGUUGGCCGAUCGACGCGUCACCUAUAGUGUGAGAACGGCUCUGUGCUGGUGUGAGCAUUUGUUCUCAUCGUUGAACUACCUCAAACAGCAGCAAAUCAUCCAUCGAGAUAUCAAGCCGGCAAACGUUUUCGUCUCCAACGAAUUCCAUCUGAAAAUCGGGGAUUUCGGCUGCGUGCUUCAGUUUCACUCGCACGAACCGGAGACCUUUGUCGGCACUUUUCGAUACAUGAGCCCCGAGAUGAUCGUCUUCAGUCUCUUCACCGAAAAACACUCAAGUGCCCCAGUUGAUAGGGAAGAGUUUCGUCACUCAGAUUUCUUCGGAAUCGCUCGCGAUGACGAAAUGACGCCGAUUCAAGAGCCCGAAUGUUUCGAUGAUCUGAAAUUGUUGAUCAAGCAAUGCGUCGACUACACACCGCAGAAUCGGCCCGAGCCGGAGCAGGCAUUAGAGAUUGUGAAACAAUUGCAAAGGACGAUGCCCGUCUUCGACUUCUACGUUUUCGAGCCAAAAAUUCACGAAAACGAGGAAAUCCUCCGACGACCGCUUGGCAUCUUUGGAAAAUAUGAAGAAGAGGGUGGAUUUGUGCUCGAAACACAAAAAUCCCAUAUGAGUGCUGAAAAUCUGAAAGGAUUAACUGUACCCGAUGGGCUCUCCCUGACUCCCGAUGGAACGAAUUCUUCGAGUUCAACUGACUCUGAACUCACACAUCCAAGCAAUUCAAGUUCGGAUCCAAGUUUUGAAGUCCAUCCAGGUGAUAGGGUUCAAAAAGUAGCAAAUUUUGCGAACAAUCCAAAAGAAAUGUGUUUCCCAGCAGACAACGCUUCGCAUAAACCGCAUUUUCUCAUUCCCGGUCAACCAAGUCAAAUCCCACCGGCAAGCAAACAACAAUUCACCGCACCAGCUCCCCGACCGAGCCCCACCGCCUACCCAAGUGGCAUCUAUCAGCCGAGAUUUGACCCAAAACCCGAGCCAAAUCAAGUUCAUCAAGUUCGCCAACUUCAAAAUAUCCAACCUCCACCGACAAGCAAACAACAAUUCAUCGCACAAGCUCCUCGCCCGAACCCCACCCCGUACCCAACUGUCAUCUAUCAGCCGAGUUUUGACCCGAGACCCGAGCCAAAUCAAGUUCGUCAAGUUCAAAAUAUCCAACGUCCAUCGACAAGCUCAUAUCAAUCACCAAAUAGAUCUAUGGAGCGCAAUCAUCAACCAACUAGUCCACAAGUGCACCAAGUCCGAAACAUGUCCAACAAUCAGUCUCAUCCGGUCCCCAAUCUGCAACAAGACCCGUUUCCCCAAAAAAUCCACCAGCCCGGUUGCCGCUAUUAUCGCGAAAGUCAACAAUCCGAAAACAGCGAAGAAAAUUUUCUCGAAACACAAUCAUCCGAUGAUCUCGAUGAUCAGGAUUCCGAUUCAGAAAGCCCAAACGAUUUGAGCCGUCUGUUGAGAAGACAAAUCGAGAAUGGGCAAGCGAGACAAGAUUCUUUCUUUCAACAACCUCAAACGAAUCUCACCCAUCCACCAACUCGCUAUCCGCAGCAUUUACUCGACUCACUCAAUCGAAUCCCAUCCAGGCAAAUGCAAAACCAAGAACACGAUGGGCUUAUCCAAAAAUUGACCCUAGGGCUUCAAAAUCUCAUGAGCUACUUCAACGAGGACCAGGAUCAGCAUUUCCUACAGUACACAAAUCGUGAACAACAUCGAAACCGUUGCGCUAAACGAAAUCGAAAAUUUCUCAGUCAAAGAGCCCAACUCUUCAGCAUUCUAUCCAAGCGCUUAUCCGAGAUGAAACAAAUCGAAAACGGCUACACAUUCAGUCUCAGCAAUCCGCCCGAUUUCAAAAAGUUUGCCACAAACGAGGAGAGGGCUUUCCUCGAAGAAGUCACCAAUUGUGUACAAGAUUGCCUCGAGCUUCGAGAAUAUCAACACUAUAUGGUUGAUCGAAUUUUGUUCAUCGAAGCCUUGUACGAGCUCUUUCAGACAGUGCUCAUCGGUUUGUACCGGGUGAAUAAAUGUCAGGCUCGUCUCAAUCCACAAUGGAUUCAAAAUAUGUUAACUAGAUGUGAUUUGCUUGAUCUAGAACAAAUCGUUCAUUGUAAGGGUUUCAACUUUCGAACAGCCGCCGACCGGUGUAGUCGAAUUUUCUACGUCUUACAGGAAAACUUUAUCGAUCAGGGUCGAGAAAAGUGCAUCUUGAUGCAGGAUGAUUUCAAGAUUGGAGACCCAUUUGUCGAACAAUUUCGCCUCUUACAGCCUAUUCCAUCACAACCCAUUACCCUAUCGAAGAUUCGCGCACUUCUACAAACUUGCUCAACCUUGAAUUUUCUUUUA
Messenger RNA from Mesorhabditis belari, 2586 nucleotides. The record is from the annotation of a GenBank genome assembly. Lineage: Eukaryota; Metazoa; Nematoda; Chromadorea; Rhabditida; Rhabditidae.